Messenger RNA from Melopsittacus undulatus (budgerigar), 1360 nucleotides. RefSeq names its product NSFL1 cofactor (gene NSFL1C). The record is from RefSeq and is a predicted model, not a curated record. Bases 54 to 1163 code for a protein of 369 amino acids. Lineage: Eukaryota; Metazoa; Chordata; Aves; Psittaciformes; Psittaculidae. The transcript is spliced from 9 exons. Gene Ontology annotation, cellular component: nucleus; cytosol. Gene Ontology annotation, biological process: autophagosome assembly; proteasome-mediated ubiquitin-dependent protein catabolic process; Golgi organization. Gene Ontology annotation, molecular function: ubiquitin binding.
CGGGCUGUGUUCGCCGGCGCACACGGCGGCGCCGGGCGGUGCACCGCGGCAAGAUGGCGGCCAGGGAGGAGGCGCUGAGGGAGUUCGUGGCCGUGACCGGGACGGAGGAGGGGCGGGCACGGUUCUUCCUCGAGUCCGCCGGGUGGGACCUGCAGAUCGCACUCGCCAGUUUCUAUGAGGACGGGGGGGACGAGGACAUCCUGACCCUGCCCCAGCCAGCUCCCAGCUCCGUAUCCAGAGGCUCUUCAGCCAGUGACCACAGAGUAACGUCGUUUCGAGACCUUGUUCAUGCACAGGAGGAUGAUGAUGAAGAGGAGGAGGGGCAGAGGUUCUAUGCUGGUGGCUCAGAGAGGAGUGGGCAGCAGAUCGUUGGUCCCCCGAGGAAGAAGAGCCCCAAUGAGCUGGUGGAGGAUCUGUUCAAAGGAGCCAAGGAACACGGAGCAGUGGCUGUUGACCGGACGGCCAAGAGCGGCGGCGAGACCAGCAAGCCUAAACCUUUUGCAGGGGGAGGGUAUCGCCUUGGUGCUACUCCAGAGGAGGAGUCUGCUUAUGUGGCAGGAGAGAGGAGACACAACUCUGCUCAGGAUGUCCAUGUUGUGCUGAAGCUCUGGAAGAGUGGAUUCAGUCUGGAUAGUGGAGAACUGAGGAGCUACCAGGAUCCAUCCAAUGCCCAGUUUCUUGAUGAUAUCCGCAGAGGGGAGGUCCCAGCCGAGCUGCGCAGGCUGGCGCGGGGUGGACAAGUGAACCUGGACAUGGAGGAUCACCGCGAUGAGGAGUAUGUGAAACCCAAAAGUGUCUUCAAAGCUUUCACUGGAGAAGGACAGAAGCUGGGCAGCAGUGCACCCCAGGUGAUGGGCACCAGCUCUCCAGCCCAGCAGGCAGCCAACGAAGCCAAAGCCAGCUCUGCCAUUGUGAUUGAUGAGUCAGAGCCUGUCACCAACAUCCAGAUCCGGCUCGCUGACGGCGGGCGCCUGGUGCAGAAGUUCAACCACAACCACAGGAUCCGUGACAUCCGGCUCUUCAUCGUAGAUGCCCGGCCAGCGAUGGCUGCCACCAGCUUCAUCCUCAUGACCACCUUCCCCAACAAAGAGCUGACUGAUGAGAACCAGACCCUGAAGGAAGCCAACCUGCUCAACGCCGUCAUCGUCCAGCGGUUGACAUAAGGACCCUGCUGUGCCGUCAGGCUCACACCUCCUCGUAGCUCUGGGGUUUUAGGUCUCAUUGGACUUUAUUUUUCUCUUUAGUUGCAUUUCCCAUGGGGUUUUUUUGGUUGUUUUUUGUUGUUGUUGGUUUUUGGGUUUUUUUGUGAUGAUGAUCAGUGGACUUGGAAAUAAAUCAAUGAGAUGAAUCCAUUUCGAAA